AUGGCGGACGCGACCGCGCGCGUCGUCGGAACGGUGAAGUGGUUCAACGCCACGAAAGGGUUCGGGUUCAUCGCGCCGAACGAUGGGAGCGAGGAGGUGUUCGUCCAUCAGAGCGCGCUCGAUAUGGGGGGGUUCAGGAGUCUUUGGGAGGUGCGGGGGGCGGAACUAGCCGGCGAAACGAACCGGCGCAUUUUCGAUCUUUCAGAGGUUUGCGACUGA
Ostreococcus tauri is the source of this 219-nucleotide messenger RNA. RefSeq names its product Cold-shock protein, DNA-binding. The transcript is spliced from 2 exons. Gene Ontology annotation, molecular function: nucleic acid binding. NCBI's taxonomy places the organism in Eukaryota, Viridiplantae, Chlorophyta, Mamiellophyceae, Mamiellales, Bathycoccaceae. The record is from RefSeq and is a predicted model, not a curated record. The coding region runs from base 1 to 219 and encodes 72 amino acids.